Molecule: messenger RNA, 685 nt
Organism: Aspergillus nidulans FGSC A4
Lineage: Eukaryota; Fungi; Ascomycota; Eurotiomycetes; Eurotiales; Aspergillaceae
Exons: 1
Coding region: 216-404 (62 amino acids)
Source: RefSeq, a predicted model, not a curated record
UUGUUUGUCGGGAUACAGUCUAUCGCCUUCUCCCUUUAUUCAACGACUGUGGGAGCGCAGACUGAUUCAGCAUGGACCGGAAGACGCGAGAAUAGAGAGGAUAUGUGCUUCAGCCCGUCUCGUAUACCCGAACUUGGAUCGCGCAAGCCGGAUCAUCUGGAAAGAAAAAGAAAACAAAUCUUAUGCAGCGGUUGUACUAAUGUUGUCUUCUCAGGAUGGUUACAGGGGCUCCGGCUGGUGUCUGGCAUGACGCGGAAUCGUCGAGAUUCAUACGGUUGGGCUUCGACGAUCCCCAAGACUUUUCAAUUUGUUCUAUGAUUUCUUUCUUUUCCUAUCUUUUCUUUGCUCCUUAUAUCCCCGCCCAGGUUCCUUUUUUGAUCAAUUACCCUUCGCUAUACCUUUGAUUGGAUUGUUUUCUACGCAUUGAUCCUAAAUGUACUUUUGGUGAGGCAGGAGGAAUGUUUUGUUUCGGCCACGACGUUAAUUGAGUGCAUCUGGAUUUUAUUGCUUUUGUCUUCUAUUUUCUAAUAACAGCUUACAUUGGAGAGUUAGUGAUUUGAAGCGAACUUUGCCUGACUUGUGAUUGGAUAUGCUGCAUUGCAGUUGGAUCUCCAACCACUUUUUAUUGUUUGAUUAUCUCCCCCAAAGCGAUGUAGAGCAGUGAUGAAUCCAAUGCGAAUUUCAG